Messenger RNA from Cladophialophora immunda, 8403 nucleotides. RefSeq lists its product as uncharacterized. Bases 369 to 8039 code for a protein of 2556 amino acids. The record is from RefSeq and is a predicted model, not a curated record. Lineage: Eukaryota; Fungi; Ascomycota; Eurotiomycetes; Chaetothyriales; Herpotrichiellaceae. Gene Ontology annotation, molecular function: protein binding. The transcript has 2 exons.
CACAGAAACCCCCCUUUGUCUGCGGUGGAAUGCUUCCACGGCCCUUACAAUAGUGACUAUUGUCCUCUGUACCGAGUCUCCUACAUGAACUUGGACUCCUAUACUGUUACUCACGCUCUCUUCCACGCCAAUUGGCGCCUUCGCCAUCCGCGAAAGAUCUCCAGCCCUUCCCCCACGUUUGAGCAUAGGGCAUUUCUCGAUGCUGACCAUUUCAUGUCCCGGGUGCUGGAUAGGUCUCUGAAUAGAUUCCCAGGCUCCCCGUACCUCAAAGUCCUUUGUCGCGCCUUUACUUCUCCCUAUGCCGUCGCGGCGAAUACCAUCUGCGGUGCUAAGGCCAGAUAAGAGGUGGGCCCGAGUUGUACAAAGACAUGGGCCUCACCGUUAACACUCAUACUCGUGCGCGAGCCGUUUCCACCGCAGACAUUCUGCGUCCGGAAGACAAGGACAUUGCGCAACUUGUCAAGAGCCUUGACACCCUCGAUUACAGCUCCUACAUUGCUCUGCAAAACAGUCUCGAUCAGGCAACCUGCCUGCAACAGUUGCGGCACUUCCUAAAAGAUGAUAAUGAUGCCCACGGAGCACACAGUGGUUUUCGACGAGCUGGAGGCUUCCAAGCGCUACUCCGCCUCCUUCGCUCGCUCGUUGACAAGUACUCCGUGCCAACCGAUCCCCCUGCCACCACCAAGUCAUUCCUCCAGUCUCUUUCACAAUGGUUCGGCGUCCUUGGGGCAGCCUUGGAGGGGCACGAGGGAAACCAGAGAUACUUCAGAACAAAAGUGGACAGUGGUGGUUGGGACUCUCUACAAUGCACUUUGGAACAAUUUUUCACGAUCCUAUCUUGUCAGACAGGUGACGACCUAUACUUGGAACAUUUCUUUGGGAUCCUCUUCGCCACGGCUACUGGCGUGGAAAUGACCGAGGACAUUUACACUGCUCUAAAUCGGUCCAUAAGCUUUCAAGGCGGCAAUCUCUUCUCUGAAGAAACGAUUGAAACAGCACGGGCAGGCAUUGUUAAGUCGCUGGCAAACGAUGGUGAGUUAGCAGUGCCGGAGCUGCUAGUGGUGAUGCUUGGGCUUUGGACAGCCGGCAUCAAGGCUGGGAAGAUUCCACAACGACUGCUGAGAGUUACACUGCCACUCAGUAUUAGGGAGAUACUUUCGACAUCGCGGCAGAACAUUGUCUCCGCGCACACAGCUGGCACCUUCACUGCGUUGCUCAAGCUGAUCUUUGAAGAGCAACUCUCUGCGACUGAAAGGAGUCUGAUGAAGGAAGUGGCCCUGUUUUUGUGCCAAGAGGGCGUCUCCCAUUUGGACGAUGCCCAUUUUCUUUUCAAGCAGGCCAGUACGUCUUCCGAUGCAGCUUCAUUCCUGCAUGAUGCUAUCAUCGUUUCUCGGCAGCCUCCUAGUCUGCAAUUUGACCUGUCCCAGAAUGGCUACGCAUCCACGGAAUUAGCCACUCUGGGUAGACCUUUCCCGCCUCUUGACACUGGGGGCUACACGCUGAGCCUCUGGGCACGGUUUGAUGCCUUCGACACUCAAGCCCACACGACCCUCUUCGGCGCUUUCGAUAGAACUCAAACCUGUUUCGUUCUAGCCUACCUCGAGAAAGACACCCAUCACCUUAUCCUGCAGACUGCAAUACAAGGCAACAGGCCCAGUGUCAGAUUCAAAUCCGUGGCUUUUCAACCAGAUCAAUGGUAUCACAUCUGUUUGGUGCACAAGCGACCACGGACGACAUCUUCUUCCAAGGCUUUCUUGUUUGUGGAUGGAGACUUUGUCGAACAACAAAAGGCAAACUACCCUUCUACGCCUCCAAGUGAUCGUGGCCAAAACAAUGUCAAGGUACAAGCGUUCUUCGGUACACCCCAAGAUUUAUCCCCAAGUUCUGCCGGAGUAACUUGUCUGUCAAAGUGGUCACUCGGUUCUGCGGUUCUGUUUCAAGAUACCAUGAGCGACGAUCUGAUUGCCGUCUUUUAUCAUCUUGGCCCAAAGUAUCACGGUAACUUCCAGGAUUGCCUUGGUUCCUUCCAGACAUACGAGGCCUCAGCGGCGCUGAAUUUGCGGAAUGAGAUGUUACAUCCCGGAAAGGAGGAACAAUCAGAACUUAUUAUGGCUAUCCGACAGAAGGCAAGCAGUCUCAUCCGCGAGGACAAAAUAUUGAUUAAUGUUUCCCCUGCAACAAUCCUCGAUAACGAUGAUCGAAACAACAUUGAUGAGACUCAACUGGUCAAGUCAUUGUCAAGGCUGGCAGCCAAAAAUCUCGUAGCCUACACCCGUUCGGGCACGAGUGCUGUGGCGAUAAACGGCGCAGUGCCGUCGAUCAAUGAUGCAUUGACUCAAGCACGAGGCGUUUUUCUGCUCAUGGGUGACCCUACAGUGACGGUUCCGCAAUCGCUGGAUGAUGCUAGCUGGCGCUUGGGUGGCUGCGGUGCGGUUGGACUCGGGCUCGUCCAACGAGCGCGGACAACAGAGGACGUUGCCCUCGCCGUUGACAUCCUACUGGAAACCGUCCGACACAGUUGGAGAAACAGCGAAGUGAUGGAAAGGGAUGGCGGAUAUGCAAUUUUAGCGAUGCUAUUGAAGGAAAAGCUCAGCCUUCCCUCCCAGACCAACGGCGAAGCUGCAAAAGCCGCUUGGGCAAUUCCGACAUCGAGACUCGAUAGGACCGGGUUGAGCUUGCGGGUACUGACCUCCGUCCUUUCUUUCACCGGUUACAAUCCUGAGGAUCUAACGAAAUCCGUCAUCAACAACCCUCUGGCCUACAAAGUUUUAGUAGCAGACACCAGUCUGUGGAGAUGUGGACCACUUCCUGUGCAACAAUUAUACUUUGACCAGUUCUUGGUGUUUGGAGAACAAAGUGAAUACAAACGCUUCAACUUGAAGAGGCUCACGAGAAUGAGGGUGCUUAAACGACUGAUGGAAGCUCUAAAGUCGGAGCCCGUGACUCGGCCCAUCAUGCCACAGUACAUGGCCGCAAUCAAAGUCCUCUUGCCUCAAACGUUAUCGGCGGAAACUUUACGUUCGCUCGCCCUCUUCAUAACGUUCUCGGUGAACAAACGCAAUGUGGGAUUGCAAGCGCGAAAAACUAUCCGCAGGGAAGCACGACAAAGAAGUUCGUCAGCUGGAUCAUCUCAUGGUUCCAAGGACGACGCCACGUCGACUUUGACACAUUUUGAGAUUGGGAUGGAAGUUCUCCGCCUCUAUUCGGAGAUGUUGUGCCGCAAAGAUGACGACAGCCUGAUCAAGAAAUUUGCCAAAACUGUGACGAACAAGUGGCUUCUGUACUUGCUGUCCGAGACCUCGCCGGAAGUUGUGGUGCUUUCAAUGAGGAUUUUGGCGAGAUUGCUCGUCGUACACGGCGACGCCUACGUCAAGAAAUUCAAGGACACAUCCAAGACCUCUGGCUUUACCAUCAUGACCUAUCGCCUGAAGAGAUGGUGGCAUCUUCCGGCGUUGUGGCCUGCGUUGUUCGCCGUACUCUUUGAUCUUGAUGUUGCAAAUCUAGAUCUGGAUAGAAACUUCGAUCUGUACGGAUUCAUCGACCUUUUUGCUAACAAAAAAGAGCUCUCGGUGUUCUAUCCCGAAAUCCUCGAAGUCAUCACGGGCAUGCUGCAAAGCGGUCUGAAGACAAUUGUGUCGUCAAAAAGGCACCAAGCUGCAUCGUUCCUGGCGCCGCCAUUGGAGGAGUUGAGUGGACCACCAGAGCGACUUUCCAUGUCAACAAUGGCACCACCGAACCCGCUGCUCACCAUUGUAACAAGCCAACACGUCGAGACAUUUAACACUGUUGUCCAAUUUCUUGCGGACCUCCACACCAGGUCACAGAAGUUCCGCGACUUUGCAGCCACGUCAUCAUACAUUCAAGAUCUUCUUGCUGUUCUGUUCCCUGUCGUGGUCGGUUCUGACGUGGUUGAAGCAAAGACCGAGUUGGAUGCUCGGGAUUCGACGCUUACAUUCGAUGGCGGAGAUGUUGUUGUUCAUCCCCUCUCGACCACCCCUCCUAUUAUCCGGACUAUAGACACAGAAAACUCAUCUACGGCGACCAGAGGCAAGACCCUUCGGAGAGGUUCGUCCUUUGUCCUCGUCACGAAGGAGCAUGCCCACCAGAAUGGUUCUGUCGCCACCACAGCAGUUUCAGCUUCCGGCGGCUCGAACUCGGCUAUGGGAAAAGUGCCUGAACUUCACGACGGUCAUUCUAUUGUUCAGGGUUUGCUGGAAAUAGUCAUAUCCGUUUUCAUGGAUCAGAUCCUCGUUCGAAAAGAGUUUCCAGGACUUGGUCUAUUCUUGAAGACGCCGCCUGGUUUCAUUGAACACCAGUCUUACUUCGAAACGUGGAUCUUGAGAAACACCGUCUCGCACCUCGCGAACCACAUAGCGUUAAAUCAGACGAUCCUGACGGAACCCAGAGUUCUGAUCAACCUAGCCCGCCUCUUCGGACAUCUUGAAGAGGCUCUCUUUGAAGGAUGGUUCAUUGGCGGGGGGGAUCCAGUACUUGACCUAUCAGGUUCCAUACUAGAAUAUCUUCAACGUCCUGAUAUUGCAAAAUUGAAGAGCGUGCGACUGUGCGCGCAAACAAUUGCCAUCAUCCGCGCUGUUGUUUUCCGGACCGUGCUCCUGAGUCUUUCAUCGAUCCAUGACAACGACUCGUUACCCUUUCUGGAAAAGUUGACAUACUGGCAGACUGUCCUGCUCUCAGGUGAAGACACCCAAUCUGCCAAUCUGCAGCUAAUCUGUUACCUACUGUACGCCAACCUCAUCUCUUCAACCAAUGCAGUUCGGCAAGCGGCGGCCAAUUUGUGGAGGAUCAUACUCGUUCAAAAACCUGAUGAAGCAGCAGCAAUUUUUGGGCAAACCGAUACGACGGAGCAGAAAGGCUUGGCCGGAGGGUUUUCAAAGCUGGUUGAACUCGACAACGAGACUUUCCUCUACUGGGUUGACGAGCAUCGCAGUGAGCUGGAUUCUUUGUUUUUCGAUACCCUUUCAAAGCAGUGGAAUGCAUUCGUCAGUUCGGAAAAUAAGAGGACUGAAGAAAAUGGCCGUCUGAGAAUAGCACGUCGGCGAGAGAAGGUCAAGCAAUGGGCACGGGAAGAGGCCGACCGUGACGAUCUGAUUCGCCGCCAUGAGAUCGCCUUUGAGAACUGGACUGCCAACAUAUAUUCCUCCGAAUACCUCAAGCACCAGAGACUGCUUCAAGACCAGCAGGAUGACCUGGUGUACGCCGAAGCCAGCUUCAGUCGGAUGCAAAGGGAUACAAGUAAACCAGCCGGGCUGUUUGCUACCAAUAAACCCAGAAAGUGGAGGUUGGAUCAGACAGAAGGGCGGAAUCGAAUGCGUAUGCGAUUGCACGAAGACUACACUUAUACAGAAGAAGAUCAGCAACCAAAGAGGAAAGGAUCUGACAUGCCACAAUUGCGGCUCGAUACUAGAAAUACCAAAAUGUCCACGGCGGAAUCGAUAGGUGUUACACCCGGCGGAGCAACGCCAGUCGUCGACACUCCCAAGCGCGUGAACACCGGGACUGAGCCGUUCCCUGCACUCCAAGAAAGUACAGAACAGGCUUCCGACCAGACAGCAGACAAUGAAACCCAGAGUGAAGCCAUGGAGGGAGAGGAGAGUUUCGAAUUGGUUGAAGAUCCGAAUGCUGAGAUGGAUGAAUUUGAGGACAAGAAUCGAAAGGUGAUGCGUAGCCUUCACCGCGGAGACCAGGUCAAGCACGUUGCCAACAUUUCGCGCAUUCUAGGACUCGAGGCGGUGGAAGGACUACUAAUUCUGGGCAAGGAUUAUAUCUAUAUCCUAGACAAUUUCUUUCAACGUGCUGAUGGAGAAAUUGUGAAUGUCUGGCAAGCACCACAAGAAGACCGAGAUCCUUAUGUGCGAAUGAUCUCUGGGCGAGAUGUCACGGAACGCAAGAUUGUGUCGCGGAGUGACGAACAUGGCACUCGAAGCUGGAAGUGGUCUGAUAUUAUCAGCGUUUCCAAGCGGCGCUUUCUUUUCCGAGAUGUCGCAAUCGAGAUCUUCUUCGGUGAUGGCAGAAGCUACUUGUUGACCGUGAUCUCGCCUCAGAUUCGGAACGACUUGCACAGUCUCAUCAGCGCCAAAGCCCCUUCGCCCACCGGACUGGGCAGUCAUUCGGAGACGGCCUGGCGCUAUGAGACUUUGAGAAGUGUGGAUGACGAACCACAGACCCUGGGGUCCAAGUUUGCAAAUGUGUUCGGUCAGCAGUCGACCUCUCUCGCUGCAACUCGGAAAUGGCAAAAGGGGGAAAUGUCGAAUUUCCACUAUCUCAUGCUGAUCAACACGAUGGCGGGAAGAACGUACAACGACUUGACACAGUAUCCCGUGUUCCCGUGGGUCAUUGCAGACUACACUAGUCAAGAACUUGACCUCACAGACCCAAGAACAUUUCGCGAUCUUUCCAAACCCAUGGGUUGUCAGACGAUCGAACGCGAGAGAGAGUUCAGAGAACGAUACCAAACGUUUGCGGAAAUGGGCGACAACAAUACCCCAGCUUUCCAUUACGGAACGCACUAUUCCUCGGCAAUGAUCGUGACCUCUUACUUGAUUCGCCUGCAACCCUUCGUCAAGUCCUAUCUCCUCUUGCAGGGCGGUACAUUUGAUCAUCCCGAUCGCAUGUUCUUUUCGAUUGAAGGGGCUUGGAGGUCAGCGGCCCGAAUGAACAUGACCGACGUUCGCGAGUUGACCCCGGAGUUUUACUAUCUGCCAGAAUUCUUGGUCAAUGUCAAUGAUUUCGACUUCGGAACCAGGCAAACGUCGCAGUCCAUUGGAAACGUUGAGCUACCACCGUGGGCAAAAGGUGACCCUCGCAUCUUCAUUGCCAAGCAGCGCGAGGCGCUCGAGAGUCCCUAUGUCAGCCGCAAUUUACACAAAUGGAUCGAUCUGAUAUUUGGCAGUAAACAGAAAGGGGAAGCUGCCGUGGAGGCCGUGAACGUGUUCCAUUACCUCUCGUAUCAGGGUGCAAAGGAUUUGGACGCCAUCAGCGACCCGUUGGAACGGCUUGCAACCAUUGGAAUCAUCCAUAACUUUGGCCAGACACCAUAUCAGGUCUUUACCAAACCGCAUCCCACGCGGGAACAGAUCCGACAUCGAUACAAGCGGCUUGAUACUGCCGCAGAAUCGUUGACUCGUAUCCCUUCCACGCUCCUGGAAACUGGGGAGAGGGUGGCUUCGCUCAGAUAUUCCUGGAAGUCUGAUCGGCUGCUGUGCUCGGGACCAUUCAGACUGAAUAUUCCUCCGGACUACGACAUAUACCUUGAAUGGGGCUUUUCUGACAACAGCGUCCGUUUCUACUCGACCGAGAGCAGGAAGCAGAUCGGGCUCUUUGAGCAUCUGCACAUUGGACAGUUGUCAUGUGCACUCUUCGCGGAUUCGAAAACAUUGAUCACUGCUGGGACAGACUGCACUGUGGCUGUAUGGACAGUCAUUGAAAGUGGGAAGACGGUGGAACUACAUCCGCGAGCCACACUCUUCGGCCACCGCAAGCCGGUGAGUUCCUUGGCUAUAUCCAAGUCAUUCAAUGCACUGUUAUCAGCUUCGACGGAUGGUCAGGUGAUGCUUUGGGAUCUUAAUCGCAGCGAGUUCAUCCGCAAGUUGGAUGGUGAGCUGCCAGUGCAAUGUGCGGCUAUCAACGACGUUACGGGGAAUAUUGUCCUCUGUCACGGGCACGAGAUCAGCAUGUAUACCCUGAAUGGCGAUCUGCUCCUGCGACAGGACUCGGGAGACCGCUCGCAGGAGAGCAUCGUCUCGUGCGCAUGCUACGAGGGAGCGGGCAACGAGUGGCUGGAGCGAGACCUAGUCUUUACCGGCCACAAGAGGGGUCAGGUCCGCAUCUGGAGCAAAAUGAUCCGCGAUGGCCGGUUUGAGCUGGAGCUCAUUCGACAGCUCAACCAUGCUGACAGCAGCCGGGAUGAUGGAGCAAAUGUGAAUGCAGGCAUCAGCUGCAUCCUCCCAAUGCCCCAAGUGGUCUACACCGGGGACGAAGACGGGCGAGUGUACGAAUGGAACUGUGUGCAGAGGCACUAACGCAGAAUAUGCUUUGCGGACAGUGCUCUGUAAUGGAGGGUUGCAAGAUACACCAAUUGUGAGUUAGAAAGGCAUAGCAAGGCGCGGGUCUCAGUUGGGGGUGGGUGGGUGUUGAAUACGAGCGUUGACCUAUAUUAUUGACUCGAGUUGGCCGGGUUACCCUGCUUUCAGAGCAUUUAGAAAAAGCCUCCUCUGGUAAAAGUUGGAUAGAUAGCGUAGACGCAAACAGCACAGGUCCAUGGGAAUAGCAAGGAAAAGGGCUCGGGAAGGAGCAAACAGAAAACGAUUCCAGCCAUGGUGAUGAAAUACCACAUGCAUCAGUCUGACUACAGAUGUCUUUGGGUACGCUGCUCUUUUGUAUCUA